Messenger RNA from Stylophora pistillata, 456 nucleotides. RefSeq lists its product as uncharacterized. Gene Ontology annotation, molecular function: extracellular matrix structural constituent. The record is from RefSeq and is a predicted model, not a curated record. Lineage: Eukaryota; Metazoa; Cnidaria; Anthozoa; Scleractinia; Pocilloporidae.
GGUGAUCAAGGACCACCUGGUGAUAGGGGAAGUACAGGAGUAGUUGGACAGGAUGGUGCUGAUGGACCACCUGGCCCUGCUGGUAGUCCAGGUGCUCGAGGACCUCCUGGCCCGCCUGGACCUCCUGGUAACCCUGUGAUCACUAUCAUUGGUGUCCCUGGAUCACCGGGAAGGCCCGGAAGCAAAGGACCUCCUGGAAGAGAUGGUCCACCAGGUCUCCCUGGAGAAAUUGGUUCACCCGGGCCUCAGGGAAUAAGAGGAUUAGAGGGAAACCCUGGACCUCCUGGUAACACUGGUGAGCGAGGUCGUGAUGGACAGAAUGGAACAAGAGGCCCACCAGGAUUAAGAGGUCCGCCUGGACUUCCAGGAACCCUGGUUAGUGACACUUUAAAUUUCAGUGAUGGUUUAAUCUUAUGUUGUACUAUUGUAACAAAUUUGAUAUUGACCAGUACAUGA